AUGAGCAAUGCAACAGCUCCAUGUCAAACUGUCAGCAGUUCCGACCAUGAGAGUAUAGAUUCAGAGAUUGAGGCCAAAGCAGAAAAGAUCCAAUAUGCAAUCAGCAAGCAUGACAAAAAGCAGCUUCGAGAGCUUUCAGUCAGCAAGUAUGGACUCGUCAGUACAGAAUUAAGAGCUAAAUCAUGGCCAAUUCUAAUUGGAUGUCAUCUAGACGAGGAAGACACAGAUAACGUAGAAGGAAAGAGUUCCAGCCCGGAUUCGGUGAGUUCGCGUUAUCUGGCAAGGCACAGGGAUGAGCCGCAGGUACGGAAAGAUGUGGACAGGUCAUUUGUGCAUUUUCCGAAGGCAAUGUCCGAACAAAGAGAGAAAGAACUCAAACAAUUGCUAAGCAGGCUUAUUGUGAGGAUGUUGAGAGAGGUCCCGGAGCUUAAUUACUAUCAAGGGUACCACGAUGUUGCAUCUGUGGUAGCAAUUGUGUAUGGGGAUGAUGAGCAGGUGGCUUUCAAGUUUUUGUACAAACUCACACUUGAGUAUUUGCGAGAUCACAUGCUUCAGGAUGUAUAUCCCACUACAGCCCAAUUGCGUCUUAUUCCGGGUAUUGUGCUGCGUAUGGAUAGACAGCUUGGCAAAAUUGUGAAAAUUGUUUCUCCAGUGCAUGCGAUCAGUGCGAUAAUCACCUUUUUUGCACACGAUUUGGACAAUUUUCACCACGUCUGCCUAUUAUGGGACUCCAUAUUUGCUCAAAGAGACCCUGCACUUCCUCUAUACCUCUAUUCGGCAUUGCUUGUCGAGUUUAAGCGGCCGAUCCUGAACCAGUUGGAAGAGCUGGAGCCUGGGUUUUCGAAAAAUGCCAGCUGCCAAAUCAACAAGGACUACAUUCAUGCAGUUCUAAACCGGGCAGUGGCGCAGAAUCUGAACGGAAUGGAUCCCAAUGCGGCAACAGAGUGCAUAUUUUCGGCAAUCACGGCUGCAAUAAGUCUCGAAAGGGAAUUCCCAUUCACCAAAAUGGACUGCUCCCAUUCCAUUUCCAGGUUCUCGUGCCUCAGGCACCGGAAAGCAGCGGCGAAAAUGCUCGAUUUGCAAUGUGCAGAAGUGCGAAUGGAACUUGGCAAAAGACAUAGGAGGGAAAAAGUCGUUCGCCGCCUCAAAUUGGUUACCGCUUAUGGCCUGUCAGUUGUAGGAAGUGUGGGCAAAAUGCCCCUACCACUAAAGUUAUCGUUGGGUGUAGGGCUUGUGACGAUUUUGAUUGGUCUAAGCACCGAUCGGAAUGUCGGAAAUCUGCCACACUGGCUUUCCAAAGCGGGCAAGAGUACGAACACCGCACUGGGAAGUAUUUUGGACAGCCUGAGACGGCGAUAG
Brettanomyces bruxellensis is the source of this 1359-nucleotide messenger RNA. RefSeq lists its product as uncharacterized. The transcript has a single exon. Lineage: Eukaryota; Fungi; Ascomycota; Pichiomycetes; Pichiales; Pichiaceae. Gene Ontology annotation, molecular function: GTPase activator activity. The coding region runs from base 1 to 1359 and encodes 452 amino acids. Gene Ontology annotation, cellular component: endoplasmic reticulum membrane. The record is from RefSeq and is a predicted model, not a curated record. Gene Ontology annotation, biological process: endoplasmic reticulum to Golgi vesicle-mediated transport; positive regulation of GTPase activity.